CAAGAAAAACCCCAAAUCCCCUCGCAAACCCAUUCCAUAUUUAUUUGAUUAUUUCCUUCUUCCGCUCUCACUCUGCAGCACCACAUGAUGCAUCUCCUCGCCACCUUCUCUCUCAUAUCUCCCCAUUCUCCUCCACCACCUCCCAUCCUUUGGUCCUCCCGGUCCUUUUCAAACCUCUUCUCCGUUAUAGCUUCUAUUAUAAAUAGCCACCAAAGAUUCGAACUUCCCCUUCUCCAGCUCUACCGCAUCUCAAGGCGUCGCGUUCGCAUUCGAUGAUCGAUGCCCUUAGGUUCUAUAUUUACAUGUUAGUUCUCCUUAUCCCUCGAAAGUUAGCUUCUUGAUUGAUUGAUUCGACGUGGCGUUCCUUUAGGGUCGCAAAUUUGUCUCCUUUAGUUUUUUUGGGGGAGGAGCAGCGAAGUUCGCGGGAGAGAGAGAAAUGGAUGGCAGUCUUGGCAGAGGGUUAAUUUCCAGGAGCAGAGUGAGAUAGAGAAGAUGAGAGGGAUUGGAUUGUGAUCUGGUGUCGCUUUGGUGGCCGCUGGGAUUGACAGUACCGGGCCGCCGGCUUGAUUUAUCGGUGAACGUCGGUAACAUGGCCUCGGCUUCAACUAAUGGGGAGAUCCCAAAGGGUAACAUGUGGGAUCUUGACCAGAAGCUAGAUCAACCCAUGGAUGAAGAGGCUGGAAGGAUACGGAGCAUGUACAGGGAGAAGAAAUCAUCAUCAUUGGUAAUUUUGCAGCUUGCAUUCCAGAGUUUAGGUGUGGCGUUUGGUGACCUCGGUACAUCGCCUUUGUAUGUUUUCUACAACACAUUUCCCCAUGAAUUGAAGCAUGAAGAUGAUGUAGUUGGGGCUCUUUCUCUGAUUAUAUACUCGCUUACUUUCAUUGCACUCCUCAAAUAUGUAGUGGUGGUAUUGAGGGCUAAUGAUAAUGGCCAAGGUGGAACCUUUGCUCUUUACUCACUACUCUGCAGACAUGCAAACAUAAAAACCAUAGCAAACCAGCAUCACACAGACGAAGAGUUAACAACAUAUAGCCGUUGGACUUUUGAGGAGCACUCACUUGCUGGAAAGGUCAAGUGCUGGCUGGAAUCUUAUGCAAUUAAUAAGAAUGUGAUUCUUUUUCUUGUCCUUAUUGGAACAUGUAUGAUGAUCGGGGAUGGAAUUCUUACUCCAGCUAUAUCAGUUCUUUCAGCAGCUGGUGGGAUCAAAUUGGACCACCCCAAGAUAAGUAAUGAUGUGGUCAUACUUGUUGCUGUUGUCAUCUUGGUUGGAUUGUUCAGCCUGCAACAUUAUGGAAUUGAUCGAGUUUCUUGGCUUUUUGCUACCAUCGUAUUCUUAUGGUUCAUAAUAAUCGGAUCAAUUGGUGCUUUUAACAUAUGGAAAUAUGACAGUUCUGUUCUCAAGGCUUUCUCACCCGUAUUUAUAUUCCAUUUCCUUAAAAGAGGGUCCCAUAGUUGGGCUUCCCUGGGAGGGAUUAUGCUUAGUAUUACAGGAAUUGAAGCAUUGUUCGCAGACCUUUGUCAUUUUCCUGUACUUGCUAUACAGCUUGCAUUUACUCUGCUUGUUUUUCCUUGCCUUCUCUUAGCUUAUAGUGGACAAGCAGCUUACAUUAUGCAGAACCCAGGCCAUGUAUCUGAUGCUUUCUAUCGUUCUAUUCCAGUGUUUAUUGUUGCAACAGCAGCAGCUAUAAUUGCUAGUCAAGCCACCAUAUCAGCAACAUUUUCUAUCAUCAAGCAGGCUGUUGCACUUGGUUGUUUUCCUAGAGUGAAGAUUGUUCAUACAUCAAAGAAGUUUUUUGGUCAGAUAUACAUUCCGUCUAUUAAUUGGGUCCUCAUGGUUCUCUGCAUUGCGGUGACUGCUGGAUUCAAAAACAAAACUCAAAUUGGAUUAGCUUAUGGAACUGCAGUUGUGAUAGAUAUGAUGGUGACCACACUACUCAUGAUCCUUAUCAUGUUGAUGGUAUGGAGAAGCAACUGGGUUCUUGUGUUUUCCUUUGCCAGCCUUUCUCUGACAGUGGAGCUCACAUAUUUCUCCUCUGUAAUUCUGAAAGUCGACCAAGGUGGAUGGGUACCUCUUGUUGUGGCUGCAACUUUACUUAUUAUCAUGUAUGUUUGGCAUUAUGGGACCAUGAAGCGCUACGAAUUUGAAAAGCAUAGCAAAGUAUCAGUGGCAUGGAUACUUGGCCUAGGCCCCAAUCUUGGCCUUGUUCGUGUCCCCGGUAUCGGCUUCGUAUAUACCGAACUGGCCAGUGGCGUGCCUCACAUCUUCUCACACCUUAUUACAAAUCUUCCUGCAAUCCAUUCUGUUGUGCUCUUUGUAUGUGUCAAGUUUCUUCCAGUUUAUACUGUUCCAGUGGAGGAAAGAGUCCUUGUAAGAAGGAUUGGCCCCAAGAACUUCCACAUGUUCCGAUGUAUCGUGAGAUAUGGUUACAAGGAUCUUCAUAAGAAAGAUGAUGACUUCGAGAUGAUGCUCUUUGAUAGCAUCUCCAUCUUUGUUCGGCUUGAAUCAAAAAUGGACUGUUCAGAUUCUGAUGAGUUUAGCCUUGAUAUGGGGCAACAGAACACCUCCAAAUCUAUCACCCUUAAUACAACUGAAGAUGUGGAGUCUUUCACUGCAGAUUCAAUUGUUGAGAUCACAGAUUCAUCGAUUUUGGAUUCUGUAGAUCAAUAUAACAACGAUGUGAAAGCAAUGACAAGCCACAAUGGAGAAGAAGAUGAACUGGCUUUCUUGAACCGGUGUCGGGAUGCCGGUGUGGUGCACAUCCUGGGAAACACAACUACAAAGGCUAGGAGGGAUUCUGGAUUCUUGAAGAGGGUUGCAAUUGACUACAUUUAUGCAUUUCUCAGGAAGAUCUGUGCGGAGAACAUUGCAAUGCUCCAUGUUCCUCAUGAGAGCACGCUGAAGGUAGGCCAGGUAUUCUAUGUGUAGUCUAGCCAGGUCUUCAAAUGAGAGGAUUUGUACCGUUAAAACUUUUGCCUCCAGUUUUCAAAAUAAUCAGCAAGUGUUAGUCUUUGGAGUUGUAGCUGAAGGGCUGAAGAGAAGAAAAUGGAAUAUUUUGAUGAAGCAUAUUCUUGAAAUACUGAGCAGCUUUGUUGUAUAGACGGCAGUGUAGGACCAUAACACCACUGGUAUAUGUUAAAUUCUUCACAGAUUUCGUGACAUCAAA
Messenger RNA from Dendrobium catenatum, 3164 nucleotides. RefSeq names its product potassium transporter 11. Gene Ontology annotation, cellular component: membrane. Gene Ontology annotation, molecular function: potassium ion transmembrane transporter activity. NCBI's taxonomy places the organism in Eukaryota, Viridiplantae, Streptophyta, Magnoliopsida, Asparagales, Orchidaceae. The record is from RefSeq and is a predicted model, not a curated record. Gene Ontology annotation, biological process: potassium ion transmembrane transport. The coding region runs from base 590 to 2926 and encodes 778 amino acids. The transcript is spliced from 9 exons.